AUGGAUGACACACAAUUUUCAUCCCCAACGCCACUCUUGUCGUUUCAAAUCAAGCUGAGGGCCUUGGGAGUUGUCUUGUUGCAAAUGCAUGAAUUCGCCACAGCGUACAUGGGUAGAGCACCCGUUCAAGAGGAGAUACCAAUGUACCCCAGCGCAGUGACACAAGUUUGGCUAACCGCCAGGGGGAUUUGCAGGGGGAUUUGGGACAACUCUACAGCGGGCUUCGACCAGUGGCCUCCUGCUGCUGUGCGACGAUGCGAAGGCGGAGCUUAUCGUCCACGAGCACCCCUCGACGUCGUCACAAUAGUCGUGCGCGGAGGCCGUAUGAUACGUUGCCUUGUCACUGCGAAAAAGGUGGAGUCGCAAGCUGAAGCCUCAAGCUGUCUGCGCCAGCAGAUGGAAGAAAAGUUCACUGUUGUACCCCCGGAGUCAAACAAAGAAUGUGGGUUCGCUGUACAAACAAGAUCCUGGCGUCGGAAGACUGGGAAGCGGGAAGUCUCCACGCAGAUUCGGAUCAUGGGAGGCAAAAAGCUAAGCAACACUUUCUACAGCCCCUUCGGAAGCCUUUUCAAUGACUUCUUUCCAUUGGAGAAGUCAGAUACUGCUUCGGUAGAAACAGAAGGGUUAGGGUGGUCCUGCCACACUCCCCGCCAGACACCCGUAACUGAAAGCCGUCCCAUUGAUUCCAAAGUGACCGGGCAUCGACGGUUGCAGGAGGCGAUAUGGCUCACGAUACCAUCUGAAGAUGCUCCUUAA
Cantharellus anzutake is the source of this 756-nucleotide messenger RNA. RefSeq lists its product as uncharacterized. NCBI's taxonomy places the organism in Eukaryota, Fungi, Basidiomycota, Agaricomycetes, Cantharellales, Hydnaceae. The coding region runs from base 1 to 756 and encodes 251 amino acids. The transcript is spliced from 5 exons. The record is from RefSeq and is a predicted model, not a curated record.